Messenger RNA from Medioppia subpectinata, 995 nucleotides. Lineage: Eukaryota; Metazoa; Arthropoda; Arachnida; Sarcoptiformes; Oppiidae. The record is from the annotation of a GenBank genome assembly.
AUGAAUAAAAACAAGUUAUGUUUUGAAUGCGAACUUCUGAUGCAUUUCAUACAAAACGAAAUAUACGAUUACCAGAACGAACAGGAGAUCGAAGACUUCAUUGAACACAAACUCUGCACUCGAAUGCAAAUUGAGAUCGAAGACUUCAUUGAACACAAACUCUGCACUCGAAUGCAAAUUGUUAUAACAAAGGAGGCGUGCGAUACGUUUGUCCAACAAUAUGGGCCCCAAAUUCUGAAUCUCAUCGCUCAGAAGCUCUUUGAUCCGACCACUGUAUGUCAAAAGGAAAUGCAUAUGUGUCCCAACACUACCACCGCUGUUCCCGUCGAGACUAUUCAACCACAACAAGACUUUCAACUCACCCGACAGACCGAGAAGUGUGAUCUAUGUGUACAACUCGUACAACAGAUGGACAAUUUGCUUGAAAACCCAGACGUGGACAAAGAGAUUGCAAAAGUAGUUGAGAAGGCCUGCCAUCCCCUGUCCAGAGCUCGAAGGGUUGAGUGUGAACUAAUGGUCGAGUCUUUUGCGCCAUACUUUUUGCAAAUGAUUGGACGCAUGAGUGACGCGAAUCAGAUCUGCAAAACAAUCGAUAUGUGCUAUACUAGUGGAGGUGUGCACCUCUUGGGAGGACACAAAUGCACAUUUGGACCCACCUAUUGGUGCCAUACUAUAGCUCACGCGGAGUCUUGUAAAGCAACACAUUUCUGUAAAAACAAAGUAUGGAAAGCAAUGCCGUGAAUAACGACUACUUUUCUCCACAAUUACUCAAAAAAGUCAAUAAUAUUUUUGGUCACAAAUGCAUAACCAAUAUUUGAUUACUAUAUAUGCUGUAUAUUAUAUAUGAUUAUUAUCAUAAAUUUUUAAUAGAUAUUUGUGUUACAGACUAUUCUCUACGAAAGACAACUACUAAUUAGUGAUAAUUUAUUAUAUAGACUAAUAAGUCAUUAAAAAUUAGUUUUUUACAAAAAUUAAUAAAUAAACGUUUUUCAUAA